Molecule: messenger RNA, 297 nt
Organism: Cooperia oncophora
Lineage: Eukaryota; Metazoa; Nematoda; Chromadorea; Rhabditida; Trichostrongylidae
Source: the annotation of a GenBank genome assembly
UCUUACCUCGACGCCAAUCAGCUUGCUCGUGUGAACGCUCAGGCCAACAGCUGUCAAAAGAAGGUGGAUCAGAACCAAUGGGCUCAAGCAACCACUUGUUGGGGAAAUAUGGAGGACCUUAUUGAGCUGGAAACGGGUGGUGUUUCAUGGUACAAUAUCCUGAAGUACGGUGGGCAGGACGAUUGGUCGAAGAAACGAAGAAAGAGAGCAGCGUUCCAUUCGAGAAAUCGCCAGUUCGAACGUCAUGUUGCUGCCUUCCAACGAGAUGCGCUUUCCAGCUAUAUGGACACUACGUAC